ACACGAGAGGGUUCGUGCCGGUCGGGUUGUUUACUAGGUACGUGGCAUGCUUGGGACAUUGAUUGGAUGUUUCGGUGAAUUUUUGGAAUAUUUGCCCGUGAAUGUUUUGAUUUUUGGUCUUACUCGCCUGCUCAACAGGCGCCGCCUGCAAGAUGACGUUCUCUCCAGCCAAUAUCCGGAGCCAGACGUCUCAGGAGGACUGCUCGGGUCCGCCUCCAUCCGAGCCAACCCGCCCGGGGCUGACGCACGCGCUACUACACCGCUGUAACGCCGCUACGGCGCGCUCCGUGGCAGUUGCCCUGGUGCUCUUCUUCAUCUCCUAUCAUGGACUCGUCAGGGUCGUAUAUGGAACGGACUCAUGUGAUUGGUUGUUGGCAAGAGGAGAGUAUCAUGCCGAAGCCUGGCAGCCGUAUGGAUGCAUGGUUCAUACAUACUCUGUGAGGGAUUCGAGAAGAUGUAUGCGCUAUCUUGAGUUCCUGGGACAGAGAAAUCGAAUAGCGUUUGUUGGGGACUCUCGAGUGCGCCAGCUGUAUGCUGCGUUUGUUGGUCAGUUCGGUGAGACAGUUCCCCCACCCGAGGGUGAAGACCGACACAAGGAUAUCGCCUACGAGGAUGCUCAGCUGGGACUUCACGUGCAGUUUUUAUGGAGACCGAUGGCGGAUGAAAAGAUGCGAGGUGAUGUAAUCAAAUGGAGAGAUGCCUCGUCGGACCAACUACCACAGUUGCUAGUCCUUGGAAGUGCCACACAUGCCAUCAAGAACCUCAACGGCUCUGAGCUGGCAGUGAAGGUGUAUGAAAGGAACGUGACGAGGCUUGGAGCAGUGCUGGACCAGCUGGUAGGAGCGGGGACGAGGGUGCUGUGGACGAUACAGGAGCCGGUGUUUUACGAUCGACUGUCCGAGGAGAGGAGGGCCAUCACCAACCAGCAGAUCGACCUGUACAACUGGGCUGCCCGCCGCGCGCUGUCCAGUACCCGCGUCCGGCUGUGGGAGAGCAGCCGCCUGGUGGGCUCUGGCCGACUCUCGGAGAGCAGGGACGGCCUCCACGCCGGUCCCCGAGCUCAGGGCCACACUGUACAGAUACUGAUGAAUCUAUACUGUAAUGACAGGAUGAACUACAACGACGGCACGUGUUGUAACAGUGGGGAGCCUAUGACCGCUCUGCAGAUCGUGACGUUUGUGGGGUUUGGGUGCUGUAUCGCGGCGUCGGCAGCUCUAGCGAUGCUGGCGUGGGUGAGGAAGAGAAGACAGCCGAGGCAGAGGAACGCCGGAAGGGAGGCAGCCACCCCCCAGCCGCCCUCACAGGCCAAGACGCUGGUCACGACGCUGGCGAGGUUGGGGGUCAUCAUGGCGUACUUUUUCCUCUGUGAUCGGACGACGUUCUUCAUGAAGGAGAACCGCUACUUUGCUUCGCUGAACUUCUGGCUCCCGCUAGGGUAUCUAGUGGUGCUGGGACUGUUCUUCAACGAGGAGAGUCGCCACGCAAACAUGCUACACAGAGAUCAAACCGACGAAUGGAAAGGCUGGAUGCAGCUUACGAUACUCGUGUACCAUAUGACCGCGGCCAGUAAGGUGCUGCCGAUCUACAUGCACAUCCGUGUGCUGGUGUCGAGCUAUCUCUUCCUGACUGGGUAUGGACACUUCAUGCUGUUCUGGAAGACGGGCCAGGCCGAUCUGGUGAGGUUCUUCAAGGUGGUGUUUCGAAUGAACAUGUUGACUGUGACGUUGUGUUUCUGUAUGAACCGACCGUACCAGUUCUACUACUUUGUCCCCCUGGUGACGUUCUGGUACGUCAUGCUCUACAUCAUGCUGGUCAUCCCUCCGCGCGUUACCGCCAAGUCCUCCGAAAAUAACCACAUCCAGUAUCUCUACAUGGUCAUCAAGUUUGUCGUCUUCUUUUCCAUCAUAGUGAUUCUCUUCAUGUCUGAGGUCUUCUUCGAGAAGAUCUUCGUCAUGCGUCCGUGGAAGGCCUUGUAUGUCACGGAGGAUGAUGACAUCCAUCAGUGGUGGUUCCGCUGGCAGCUGGACCGCUUCAGCGUCGGGUACGGCAUGGUCUUCGCCUUCUUGUACGUCCUCGCCAGGCGCCACCUCCCUCUAGACGACAACUCUCCCGGAAACCUUCUCUCCGGGAACCUCGCCCUGACGGCGGCGUUCCUAUCCCUGGCAGGACUGGGCGUCUACAGCACGUUCACCUUCAUGUGCUCCAGCAAACCCGACUGCAACCGCGUCCAUCCGUACAUCGUUUUCAUCCCUAUACUGAGCUUCAUCGUUCUCAGAAACAUGGUCGGCCUCUUACGCACGAGAUAUUCGUCUCUGUUUGCCUGGUUUGGGAGGAUUUCUCUGGAGCUCUUCAUUGGACAAUAUCACAUAUGGUUGGCUGCAAAUACUUAUGGUGUCUUAGUGCUGGUGCCCCUAUAUCCUGUCCUCAAUGUGCUCAUCACCACCUUUAUCUUUGUCUGUGUCAGUCUCGAGGUGCACAACAUCACCAACGAACUGGCGCCAGUGUUGGUGCCGUCCGAUUGGAGGCUCUGUGUCAGGAAUUGUGUCAUCUUUAUAUUGAUCCUGGUGCCCAUCGGCGUACAUGACGGCAUGUUCUAGGGACUGGUGGGAAGGCGGUGGAGUGGUGUAGCUGAAGAUUGGAUGGGUUAAGAACUUGGUGAAGGACAUGGUCUCAUGUAGGUACAGUUACACAGCUGGUGUUAUCGGAACUUAAUGGUGGCGAGGACAUGAACAAGACAAAAAUGACAUCAACAUGGCCUGACGAAAGCAGAAAGCAUAACGGUGAAUGGCGAAGACAAUUAUGGAGAAAAGCAGUCUAUCUGACUGUGGUUUUAUGAGGCGCCUGCUUGAAAAGUGGGCGUGCCUUUAGCGGAAUCCAGAGCUACGGCUCAGAGUUUAGGUUACGACAAGGACGACAUAUACCAACUGAGGAUGGCAAUGAAGAAAGGGUGAUGUCAAGGCUUGGUUGUAAUCGCUGGCAGACGUAGUCCAAGACUCAUUCAAGUGAUGGCGGUCUAGGACGUGGGUUAAGCGAUUACGGUUAGCACACCAAGUAUCCAUAGCCUGUCACCUACGCACCAUGCUAGGCAUCGGUCCUCAUUCAAUUGCAAUCUCCCUAAUACCAAGCCUCCUCAAACCUCGACUUUCUCCCAGUUUUCAAGGUUCAUCAGUCUAAAAGGCAGUAACCGCCAAAGGGAUUGGAUUGCUUCGCUGAACUAGGGCAGUGGAGAGGGUUUCACCCGUUUGACGUUGGACCUUUCCCCCACUAUUGUAGUUUGUUGGUUUGACGCCUGGCGCAGUGGUCCACCACUGACGUACUUCUGAUGCUUCAUCUGACGUGUAACUGAUGUCGGAUCACUGAUGUUCCCACCAGGCUAUCAGUGAUGUGUUUCACGCUGCGGAGUCGGUUGUUAUUUAGUUUUAAGUGAUGAACUCGAGAAGCCUGCCCAGCCAGCAAUUCGGUUGGGGAAAGUGCGGGGACAGUGUUGGGGAAAGCUUGGGGAGAACGUACAAUUCCCCUAUCGGAUCGGGGAACGGUCCGUGUUCCCCAUCCAUUCCCCGACUGUAUCGGUAAUAUGUUCAAAAGACAUGGGGAAAUCACACCGAUCCCCGUACGGGGAAAGAGCAGCAUUCCCCAAUCAAACCCCACUGUUGGGGUUCGGUCGGGUAAAAGAUCAGAUUCCCCGUACGGGGAAGGGUGCGUUAUCCCCGACCCAUUUUCAAGAACAGUUUGAUUGGGGAAAAGUAGGGGAACUGUUGAAAUUCCCCGCUCGGGAUUUUACACUUAAUCCCUAGACGAACCCCAACCGCCAGUAGGACGUCAUGAGAUCGACUUCCAGCAUGCAAUAUAACAAGUAUUCAAUAAAGAAAAAUUGAAUCUUGGGAUUUGGGAAUGUUAAAAGCAGUCUUAGUAGCAAUUCUAGAGCUAUAGGCUCAUGCAUCGAUUGAAGGGAGAUAUAGAAAAUAAAAAAUAUAACGAUAUAACGAUUUUUUAUAAUCGUUUUCAUGACAGGUGAUCUGGCGAAUGCAUCAAACAGUGACCAAAUUUGCACAAAAUCUCUUUUACAUAUCUUCAUAUCAUAUACUUGUUUAUUUCAGUGUUUUAAUCGAAAAUAAUGUCUGAUAAUUUUAUCAAAUCGGCACCGUAUCUGGACCAAAUGUCUACCAAUUGUGUACCAGUUACCUAUCAUGAAAACGGUUAUUCGCAGACAUUUGAUUGUAGACAUUGGAUCUAUGUAAUUUUCGACCUAAAAGAGAGGAAAAACCGUCUUGGUUUACGGGGCCUGCUAAGCCGUGUGGAUGAGGACACGCAUACGCCAAUACUUUGAACGAACGUUGUUGCCCUUAUUUCAUGAGGUAAAAUCAACUUUGACAACUUUCAGGAUCUAUGUUUCUUCUCGCACUGCUGUGGCAUAAACAUUACGUUUUCUUUUUUCUGUCAUCACUCAUCGCAUUGAAAUUACAAAAGCAUCAAAAUUUCAACAACACACUGCUUACGACUUAGAAGUGUCGCCUCAACGCAGCGAGGGGAGGGGAGG
Molecule: messenger RNA, 4537 nt
Organism: Amphibalanus amphitrite
Lineage: Eukaryota; Metazoa; Arthropoda; Thecostraca; Balanomorpha; Balanidae
Product: N-acetylneuraminate 9-O-acetyltransferase-like
Exons: 3
Coding region: 153-2597 (814 amino acids)
Source: RefSeq, a predicted model, not a curated record